Cercocebus atys (sooty mangabey) is the source of this 2805-nucleotide messenger RNA. RefSeq names its product UBX domain protein 11 (gene UBXN11). Gene Ontology annotation, molecular function: ubiquitin binding. The transcript is spliced from 14 exons. NCBI's taxonomy places the organism in Eukaryota, Metazoa, Chordata, Mammalia, Primates, Cercopithecidae. Gene Ontology annotation, biological process: proteasome-mediated ubiquitin-dependent protein catabolic process. The coding region runs from base 1039 to 2376 and encodes 445 amino acids. The record is from RefSeq and is a predicted model, not a curated record.
CACUCUGUGUUGUUCAGAGAAAGGGCUUUUAAACCUGGGCACCAAGAAGUGAGUGCCUGAGAUCAGAACUCAUAAACUGCCAGACCAUCACAGCUGAAAGGGUGGAGAGAUGAUGAUGAUGAUUAACAGCAGGAAACGUUUUUGAAAAAGUGCUCUCUACAGGUGUUUUUGUUUGUCUCGGCUUUCCCCUUUAAAAUCGUGUACUUUGCAAUAUCUUAUUUAAUCCUCACGGCAACCCAGUGGGGGUGGGUAUUAUCACUGUUUUACAGAUGUAAAAACUAAGGUGUAUAAAGUGUCCAAGAACACACAGUCAGGAGCCAGGACUCCUAAUUCCAGAGUUCGUGCUCUUAACUGCCUUUAGCUGCUUUGGUGACUGAGUCUAAUCCAACAAUUUUACAGAUGAGGCUCAGGGAGGGGAAAUUGUCUUACCCAACUUUUACGCAAGGGAAAUAGAAUUUGGGCCUCCCUUCCGGGCGCCAAUCUGGACAAGGAAUUAUCACAGAAACUCAGAUUUAAGAAACAUUUAUUAAGUAGUUGCAUCAUUGCAAUCCAUCCUCAAAGCAGCCUCCGCUAAGUAUUAUAGUACUUCGUGUUACAACACUGAUCAUAUGGGGAAAUAAGCUAAGAGGGAUAAUUCCCCCCAAGAUCAAUUUAGCAAAAUAGCGGCACUGUCGGGAUCACACAUUCAGGUUCAGAGGCUUCCAGCAGUUUCAUCAACCUAAUCCCAGGUUCCUCCUUCCUGCACCUGUGGGUAUGAACGAACUCCCCCAUCCCCGGACCUGGAGCCCGCUCAGAGCGGUGCAUUCUGGGAUUCGCCCGCGAAGAAUGCCGACUCUUUGGGCCAAUAGAAUCCGAGCAUAGGCGACUGUAUCCACCUUCGCUGUCUGCAGGUUGCUCAGGCCUCCCUCAAACUAGCCAAUGAGAAGUGCACGGGUCCUGGUCGCCUAGGAAACCGCGUGACAACAAGAUGGCGGCGCCGCGGGACGGCUAGCGGCCCUGCGUGGGAGUUCCUGACAGCUGGAUUCUAGAAGUAGAACUAUGAGCUCACCUUUGGCCUCCCUUAGCAAGACCCGGAAAGUGCCCCUGCCCUCGGAGCCUGUGAAUCCUGGGAGGCGAGGAAUCCGCAUCUACGGGGAUGAAGAUGAGGUGGACAUGUUGAGUGAUGGGCGUGGCUCAGAAGAAAAGAUCUCAGUCCCUUCCUGCUAUGGCGGCGUAGGUGCCCCUGUGAGUCGGCAAGUCCCUGCAUCCCAUGACUCGGAGCUGAUGGCCUCCAUGACGAGGAAGUUGUGGGACCUGGAACAGCAGGUGAAGGCCCAGACUGAUGAGAUCCUGUCUAAGGAUCGGAAGAUAGCAGCCCUGGAGGACCUGGUGCAGACCCUCCAGCCACACCCAGCUGAGGCAGCCCUGCAGCGGCAGGAGGAACUGGAGACGUUGUGCGUGCAGCUGCAGCGGCAGGUCAGGGAGAUGGAGGUGAGAGAGCGGUUCCUCAGUGACUAUGGCCUGCAGUGGGUGGGCGAGCCCAUGGACCAGGAGGACUCAGAGAACAAGACGGUCUCAGAGGAUGGCGAGAGGGACUGGAUGACAGCCAAGAAGUUCUGGAAGCCAGGGGACUCAUUGGCGCCCCCUGAGGUGGACUUUGACAGGCUGCUGGCCAGCCUGCAGGAUCUUAGUGAGCUGGUGGUAGAGGGUGACACCCAGGUGACACCAGUGCCCGGCGGGGCACGGCUGCGUACCCUUGAGCCCAUCCCACUGAAGCUCUACCGGAAUGGCAUCAUGAUGUUCGACGGGCCCUUCCAACCCUUCUACGAUCCCUCCACACAGCGCUGCCUCCGAGACAUAUUGGAUGGCUUCUUUCCCUCAGAGCUCCAGCGACUGUACCCCAAUGGGGUCCCCUUUAAGGUGAGUGACUUGCGCAAUCAGGUCUACCUGGAGGACGGGCUGGACCCCUUUCCAGGCGAGGGCCGUGUGGUGGGCCGGCAGCGGAUGCACAAGGCCUGGGACAGGGCGGAGGAGCACCCAGGCUCCAGGAUGACUGCUGAGAAAUUUCUGAACAGGCUCCCCAAGUUUGUGAUCCGGCAAGGCGAGGUGAUUGACAUCCGGGGCCCCAUCAGGGACACCUUGCAGAACUGCUGCCCAUUGCCUGCCCGGAUCCAGGAGAUUGUGGUGGAGACGCCCACCUUGGCCGCUGAGCGAGAGAGGUGCAUGGGAUGGCCACACUCACUGACAGGCAUGCAAAUGUGCAGUACACACCAAGGCACAAGUGUGAUAUGGACACCACAUGCAUGUGAACUGGAGGGUCACCCACCCAGACAUCUCCAGAAACCACUGGUCCAUACAGGUAUGUGUGUACCAGACAUAUCCAAACACAUGCACUAACACAGAGGUGACAGUCCCAUGAGAACAGCUCAGCCACCCUUCCCACAAAGCACAGUCUCAGCACAGUCACAACUACCAACCUUGCCCAGGGCAGGGACCCAGGAAGCCCAGGCCACAACCAACCAGACACAGUGCCAAUGGAACAGGACAUCAUUUAAUUGUCUCUAGGGUCCUCCUGGGAGAGGGACUGCGGGGCCUUUGGCAGAGCUCUGGCUGAUGGAACCAAUAGAGGUGCCCAUCAGCCAGUGCCAGGCAGGAUGGCGGCCCCAAUGCUUGGCUAGGGGCAGCCAGCAUUUGGGGCUGUUGCUUAAGACAAUUUCUGAGACUAAUGGGUAAGGAAUGUUGCCUUUGGAUGGAGAAGAGGGGACUACAUUUAGAGAGGAGGGAGGAGAAGUGGCCUGGAUUGCGGGAGGGACUCUAAGGUUAGGA